This is a messenger RNA of Podarcis muralis (Common wall lizard), 4564 nucleotides long. RefSeq lists its product as uncharacterized. Gene Ontology annotation, cellular component: nucleus. Gene Ontology annotation, molecular function: DNA-binding transcription factor activity, RNA polymerase II-specific; sequence-specific DNA binding. The record is from RefSeq and is a predicted model, not a curated record. Gene Ontology annotation, biological process: regulation of transcription by RNA polymerase II. Lineage: Eukaryota; Metazoa; Chordata; Lepidosauria; Squamata; Lacertidae.
CGCCGGGUCAGAGCGUUGAGAUCCGUUUCCGGGAGCGAUAUCGCCAGUUGCAGAGCGCGCGGGAAGAGCGGUUGCGACCAGAUCCAAUGAUGGUUGAACAAGAGGGCGCGGAUUGCAAGCCGAUGAUGGAUGAUGGAGGAGGAAGCCAGUCUUUUGAAGCAAUGUGUUCCCUCGGAAGCUCGGGAGAUUGGCUUAAUGUGAAGGAGGAACCUCAAGAGAAUUCAACCCAGCUAUGGGAAACACAGUGGCAACAGUACUUGAAUACAGUGGAGCUUCCUCUCUCGGGAGCCCCGCAGGAACCCACCCCAUGGGACGAUGCUCCGACCUUCCUGGCCUCCUUCGAGCAAGUGGCUGAAGCCUACCGGUGGCCCAAGGAAGAGUGGGCAGCCCGGCUCCUGCCUGCGCUGGGUGGCGAAGCCGAGCAGGCCUUUAAAAGCCUGGAGGGCCCAGACAGAGAGGAUUAUGGGAAGGUAAAGGCCGCCAUUUUGCAAGGAGACACCAUGAGCAGAGAGAAGCACCGCCAGCACUUCCGGUGUUUCAGCUACCAGGAGGCCGAAGGGCCCAGAGGGGCCUAUACUCGGCUGCAGGAGCUUUGCUACCGGUGGCUGAAAGUCGAGAGGCACUCCAAGGAGGAGAUUCUGGAGCUGCUGAUCCUGGAGCAGUUCCUGGCUGUCCUGCCGCCAGAGAUGCAGAGCUGGAUGAAGGAGCACUCCCUCGAGAGCAGCACCCAUGCCGUGUCCCUGGCCGAGGAUUUCCUCAUCAGGCACCUGGUGCCCGAGAGAAGAGAAGAGCAGGUGGCUGCGCUCCCAGAGGAAGGAUCUGUGAAUCUUCAGGAGACAGAGAGUGAAUCAUGGGAGGAUGACACUGACAUUGAUCUUGGGUCAGCGCAGGAAGAUGGAAGCGAGAAUUAUCUGCCUGAAGAGAAUGGGCAAGAGAACCAUCCACCUGAGAUGGGGCCAUGGGGUGUGUCGGCAGAGAAAGCAAAGGACAACAGUCCCCAGUAUUGGAAGGAGGGAGACAUCUUGGAGAAUAGUCACAGAGCGGAACGGCAGCAGGUGAUCUACCUGAGGAAAGAUGGGCAAAGAUCUGUUCUUUGUGAGAAGGUUGGCAGGGAAGCAAGUAUAACUGUGAUCUACCAGGGAACCAUCAAUGGCAAGCGAAGUGGGAAGGCCUCGCGCACUCGGGGAAAACUGCACAAAUGUUCCCACUGUGAGAAAACCUUUAGUUGCCCAACGCACCUGAGAAAACACCUGAUGCUGCAUUCGGCUGAGAAGCCCCUUAAAAAUCUUGGAAGAGACCACACUGGAGAGGAACCCUAUAAAUGCACAGAUUGCGGAGAGAGUUUCUCACAGAGCUCAUCUCUUGACAGCCACAGAAAGGAGGUGCAUCAGGAAAUGAAAUCUGCCACCCUGCGGAAAAAUGUAUUUGGUGGGCAGAAGGGAUACCACAUAUGCCCCGAGUGCGGGAAAACAUUCUUCAAGCCGUCACAGCUGAAAAUACAUAAACGUCUCCACACUGGAGAGAAACCCUAUCGGUGUAUGGAUUGCGGAGAGUGUUUCAUGUGGCAGUCAGGUUAUAUUCGCCAUGGGAAGGUGUGUCGCCAGCGAAAGAAAUUGACCCUCCCCCUGCCAAAAGAAUCUAGUGGACAAGGGAGAUCCUACCCGUGCCCUGAGAGUGCGAAAACGUUUGACAGGCCAUCGCGCCUAAUAAGACACCAAGUUGUUCACACUGGAGAGAAACCUUAUAAAUAUAAAAGUGCUGAUUGUGGGGUGUGCUUCACCCAAAGCCCAUCUCUUGACUGUCAUAGAAAACGGAUUCACCAGGGAAAGAGACUGGUCCCUCUUCUGAAAAAACUACCCAGCACGCGGCCCUCCCGAUGCUGUGAGUGUGGAAGAAGGUUCAGCAAGGCUUCGCACCUCAUAAGACAUUGCCUCCGCACUGGAGAGGGGAUCUACAAAUGCGCUGACUGUGGGGAGUGUUUCUCACGGAGCUCCUGUCUUGCCAGUCACAGAAAGGAGAUGCAUCAGGAAAUGAAAUCUUCCCCCCUCCAGAACAACGUAUCUGUUGGGCAGGAGAAAGGUCACCCAUGCCCGGAGUGCGGGAAAAUAUGCUCCCACUCAUCAGUGCUAAAAGCACAUCAACGGAUUCACACUGGAGAGAAACCCUAUCGGUGUACCGAUUGCGGGGAGCGUUUCAUGUGGGGUUCGUCUCUUUCCCGUCAUAGGCAGAAGGCUCACCAGGGACAGAAAGUGGUCCCCCUUUCGCACAAAGUAUCCAGCGGACAAAGGAAAUCAUGCCCGUGUCCCGAGUGUGGGCUAGAGUGCAGGUGGAUAUCGCAGCUAAUAAGACAUCAGCGCACCCACACUGGAGAGAAACCCUUCAAGUGCCCCGAUUGUGGAAAGUGUUUCAGAUGGAAUUCGUAUCUUGCUUGGCAUAGGAGAAACUGUCAUGGGGGAAUGAAAUUGGUCCCCGAUGUGCAAGGGGGGACCUCCCCACAACCUGAGCAUGGGCAAACAUUCAGCGAGACGUCCCACCUAAUGAGACGUCAAGAGAUCCACACCGAGAAGAGCCGCCACAGCUGCGCCGACUGCGGGAAAAGUUUUGGUCGAGCGUCGCACCUCAUGAGACACCAGAGAAUCCACACAGAGAAGCAGCACAAAUGCUCCGACUGCGGGAAAUGUUUUGGUCAAGAGUUGCACCUCGCAAGUCACCAGAGAAUCCACACAGGAGAGAAGAGGCACAAAUGCCCCGACUGCGGGAAAGGUUUUGAUCGAGUGUCACGCCUCGAAAGACACCAGAAAAUCUGGAUGGGAAAGAAGUUUUACAAAUGCUCCGAAUGUGAGGAGAGUUUUUUUUGCAGGGCCAGCCUUGCGAAACACAAGACGUCUCACUCUGAAUUGUAGGCCUUCGAGAGUGAGUCUGAGCAACUUAACAGGGGGGAUCACCACAGAAAAGGCCUCCCCCCCCCAUUGCUGACUUCCAAAUUUCCUGGCUCAUUUCGAUUUGUUUAGUUUAAUCAGACAAAAUGCCAACUUGUUUACUAGCCUAUUGGUAAAAAGACUGUAAUAUAGUUCCAAAAUGUAUUCAUUUAGACCUGGUAGGUUUUAUUAAGGACAGGUCGGUUUCUGACCCAAUCCACAAACGUUGAAUUUAGUCUGUUACAUAAAGUAACAUAAAAUUCCUUCUCUCUUUAGAGUAAGCUUUUGAUAACAAAUUUGUAACUUUCAAAGCAUCAAAAUACGAGAGGGAAAUUCUUAGGUGUGGUGCCUUGAUUAUAUGCUAACAAUGUGGUUAAGCAAAUUAUUGAAAAAUCAGCAAUGUUUUGGACUUUCCAGAGAACAACAAAAAAGUAACUCAUUUGACACCACUUUCAGUAAACAACAGUGUCAUAGGAGUGCUUAUCCCUAAAAACGUCUCAAAAUGAUUUUUUAAAUCCUUUUUUAAUAAAUGUUAAGUAAUGUUGGGAGUGGUGGUGGGAAUUUUUUUUCAGUAUGGCACGGCUAGGAAGAGUAGCUGCCAUAAAAUUGUUAGACCCAAAUUCAUAUCAAUUUAAAGUUCUGCUCACUGAAAUUCCGAAAGCUAAACUUGUGGCAGAAUUUUUUCAAUUUAUUUAUAUGGGGGGUGGGGGGGAGGGAAUCAAGAUUUACAGCCAAAGUUAUCUACAGCAUUUGUAAGGCCUUUCAGAAUUAUCAGUUGCGGUGAUGACGACAAAAAACAAUGGAUUGAAAUGGAAAAACAACUAAAUACCUUUAAACAAAAUUAGAGCAAAUUCAUUUAUCUCCACUAGAGAAUUUACGGCCCUUUCCUAAAAUGUACCUUUAAAUUUUGGAUUGAAAAACUGAAUGUGUGGACACUUAAUUCAUCCCAGGCAUUUAUCAUCCUCUCUUUUUAUAGCUCUUUUAAUUGUCAUCAAUUUGUCAGUUGGGAAAGGAACUAUACCUACCAGAAUAAAUACCUUCAUAAUGGAGUUCAAUUAAAAUCUGGCCAACAAUUAAAAAAAGAAAAUAUCAGGCACUCCUGGUAUAAUAUACACCAAAUUCUCCAUUUUGAGGAACCCCCCCCCCCCGCUAAUAUGGAAAUUAAUGAAUAUGGAAAUACUAAUUACACAGUGUAAGAAUCCAGUUUCCUAAGGGACCUAGUUUCCAAUACUUACAUAGGCUACCAAACUGUUAGAGUAGAAAAAACUUUUAGAUCCAAAAACUCACACCCCGUUUUCAUAUACAACUUUGUUAAAGAAAAGAGAGAGGGAAGGAGGAAGCCAAAUAAUUAGCUCACAUGCACAGCGCAAUAAACAUCAGUGCAUCCAUCUUAAUUUACACAUACAUUGAUAAUACGUGCUCUAAAUGUUCAAAUCAGUCACCAAACGAGGUUGGCGUACAUAGAGUUAGUGUUUCUGUGACUUUGAUUGGAGUUAACCUGCUUUGCAGCCACUGCAUAUGUUUCCCCCAGUAGAAUUUAUUCUUUGUAAAAUGCAUUUUCUGACGCACUCUUUAUUUGUCUGUUCUGCUCCUUAAGUUGCUGAUCUCCUACUUUACAAGCUUCCAAUAAAUAUUGAGAAACAAUA